Molecule: messenger RNA, 1110 nt
Organism: Rhodofomes roseus
Lineage: Eukaryota; Fungi; Basidiomycota; Agaricomycetes; Polyporales; Fomitopsidaceae
Exons: 2
Source: RefSeq, a predicted model, not a curated record
GUGGGCAGUGCUCUACGAGAAUCAACGGGGGUGCGUCUCAAUAUUUGGGAGCAUUCCAGCAACCGAGCUGAAAUUCCACGCAGCAUAACCAUAUUCUCCACGCCUAACUACUCUCCGCAGACCCUCCUCCCGCUCGACCCACCUCCCUACACCCUCCCCACAUCCAACCCUUCCAAACGCGCCUGGCGCACCCAGCCCACCGUCUCUCUCGCUUCAUACCCUCUCCCAGACGGCACCUGGCGGUGGGUCUCGCGCGCGUGGAUGAUCGACAUGCGCGGCGACGGGCUCCUCCAGCAGGACGGCUUCGAGUACGCAUGGACUUUCCGCUCCGGCCACUGGCGCCCGGAGAUCGGCACGCUCAGCACGGGCGCGUGGGUGAGGCGGCGACGGUGGGUCCGCUUGAUGGUGCGUGUGCGGAAACAGGGCACGCACCCUGACGCGGAGCGAGCCGAGCGGGAGGGCGAGGCGGGGGGCGAGGUGGAGGGAGAGUUGCCUGCAAUGGACAUGGUGCAGGAUGUGCCUGGUGCGACGCGCCCGCCAUCGGUGGUCGAGAGUACAGAGAGCGAGGAUGAGAAGGCUGAGAUGCAGGUUUGGCUUGGUGAUGACGGCGACUGGGAGAGAUGUCGGACGGCGCUCAAGAGAAUCGGGAGGGAUGGGAGGAAGUUGGAGCUGUGGAAGCGGUGGUUUGGAUUUGGGUUCCGCUCAGAGAAGGACGAGGAUGAGGAAGACAAAGAGGAGCCAGACGAGGAUGAUGUGGGAAAGGGGAAAGUCAGAGCAGAGCAGCGUGAGGUGUCCUCAUCCUCAUCCUCCCUUGAGAAGGAGCUCGAAGAAGACGUGGGUGUACACCCCAUCCAACCUCCCAGGGAGUAUAUCGCGAGAGUUAUCCGCGAUCACGGCUCCGAGAUUCUUCGUACCUUCGUCUUUCCAGACUCUCGCGCACAGUUCGUCGAGAUCCUCGACGCUGCGGACCUCCUUGGAGAGCUCAAAGCGGGUAUGGGUGUCUCAGACCAAGCGCAAGUGCUUGACUUUUGGAGCUACGCGCCAACCACACCCACGUCUGCCCAUCAUGACGGCGCCGGGAAGGCUGACACGCACAGUAGCAGUGGAUGA